CGGCGGACGCGGCGCGGAGUAGACGUGCUAUGCCGCGUGAGUGAUAAGUGUAGUGGGGCCGCGGCCCAAUCGUUCGAAAAUAGAAAACGGAAAAAUUGAACCCCAGAUGGGAGUGUACGAGGAGAGGGGAGCGAUGCACUGGCAACAGAGUGAGCGCUACCUAUCUUCAGCUUACGAGGGUGGAGCGGAGCUGUCCCCGGUUGCCCCAGCAACGUCGCCCGGAUCCCCUCGGGACUGCACUUCGUGUCGGAAGCGAGAGCCCCCAGACGCGCCCCAACCUCCUCCGGACGACGCGUGCGCAGGCUGCGGCGCCCGUAUCACAGACAGAUACUACUUGCUCGCCCUGGAACGCCGCUGGCACACACCCUGUCUCCGCUGCUGCGAAUGCAAAAUGCCUCUGGACUCAGAGCAGCGCUGUUAUGCAAGAGACAGCAACAUUUUUUGCAAAAAUGACUACUUUCGGCUUUACGGGUCAAAGCGGUGCGCACGGUGCAACACGCCUAUUUUGGCGUCGGAGCUUGUGAUGCGCGCGCGUGACCUGGUAUUCCACGUGCAUUGCUUCUCUUGUGCACUCUGCAGUUCACCGCUCACCAAGGGAGACACCUUCGGCAUUAGGGAUUCGGCCGUUUACUGCAGGCUGCAUUACGAAACCAUGCCGGAGUACGGGCCCCACAUGCCGGUCCCUGGUCCCCCCCAGAUGUGCCCCGGACCUUACGUAGGGCCCCCGCCGGGCUCUCACUACACCCCAUACCCAUCGCCCGAGUUUGCGCGUGUCGAGCCCGAUGUUCCUAAAGGCCCCUUCUUUAAUGGCGCCGCAGCACCCCCGCCCCGGCAAAAAGGACGUCCCAGAAAAAAGAAGCCUAAAGAUCAAGAUCUGAUGACCGCCAACCUUGAUCUGAAUCACGAGUAUAUGGAGAUGGGUUUCCGUGGCGGCACCGCACUGGGGUCCACUUCGCGCACAAAGCGGAUGCGCACGAGUUUCAAGCAUCACCAGCUGCGCACCAUGAAGUCUUACUUCGCGAUCAAUCACAAUCCUGACGCGAAGGACUUAAAGCAACUCAGCCAGAAGACUGGAUUACCCAAAAGGGUUUUGCAGGUGUGGUUCCAGAACGCGCGAGCGAAGUGGCGGCGAAUGGUGACCAAGCAGGAAAACAAGAUGGCGGAGAAGUGUUCGCCCGACGCCUCGCUGGAGAUGGACUUGUACCACGGGCCCAUGGGCUCGAUACAGUCGUUGCCGCCGCACAGCCCUCCGUACAGUGUGAUGGGGGGCCCGCCGAGUCCGAACUCCAUGGACUGCGCAUAGCGCCAGUUUUGCGCUUUAUGAGCGCUCUAAAUUUAAACAGUGGUGUCGGAAUCGCGCCGUCAGCCGCCUAACGCUCCAACUGUUUCGAAGGGGAAUUCCGUGGGCGCUGUGCUCAGUGAUCUGCUAUGUUCUCGCUUACUGUCUGCCUAUCAGACCGAAAUAAAAUCGUGUUGUAGUGUGACCUAGUAAAUAUCCCAAUGGUUGUGCGGAAAUAAUAUGUUGUAUGAAACUAUAAAAAUUCGUGUUAGUUAUAGAGACUCGUUUCUGUGUAAAUGUUGAUCUACGUUAUAAUUUCAAAAUAAGAAGUC
This is a messenger RNA of Hyposmocoma kahamanoa, 1611 nucleotides long. RefSeq names its product protein apterous-like (gene Bmap-A). Gene Ontology annotation, cellular component: nucleus. Gene Ontology annotation, molecular function: DNA-binding transcription factor activity, RNA polymerase II-specific; RNA polymerase II transcription regulatory region sequence-specific DNA binding. The transcript is spliced from 6 exons. Bases 107 to 1303 code for a protein of 398 amino acids. Gene Ontology annotation, biological process: regulation of transcription by RNA polymerase II; neuron differentiation. NCBI's taxonomy places the organism in Eukaryota, Metazoa, Arthropoda, Insecta, Lepidoptera, Cosmopterigidae. The record is from RefSeq and is a predicted model, not a curated record.